CGAGACCACCACCUGCAGCAGCUGCACCACGCACCGCACGCACACUACUCACACACACACACACACACCUACCUCCCAACCACCCCAUCCACACACCGGCCACUACCUUCCCUUUCCCCCUUUUAAUACCCCUCCCUUCCUCUCCGCACCCCCGACCCCCCUCGCCCAUCUACACCCAUGGCCGACGCAGCCUACGCCUACGAACCCGCCAACGGCACGCCCGAGCACGUCGCAGAGGCCGCUCAGGCCCACCAGGACGAGGUCGCCGCCGCGUCUCACCAGCAGCAGGCCCCCGUCUCGUACCUCAACGCCGACGGCGCGACCAACGGCACCCACUCGCCCAACCUCAACGGCGAUGCCACGUCCAACCACAGCGCCGCUGGCGCCGGCGCCCUCGCCAACGUCCCCACCGUCCUCCGCAAGACGCUCUCGUCCUGGGUCGGUUUCUCAAACCUCCCCAACCAGGUUCACCGCCGCAGUGUCAGGCGCGGAUUCCAGUUCGUCGCCAUGGUUGUCGGCGAGUCUGGUCUCGGCAAGUCGACUCUGAUCAACACGCUGUUCGAGACCAAGCUGUACCAGCCCAAGGUCAUCCCCGACCCCGGAGCUGACCGCGGCAAGACUGUCCAGAUCGAGUCCAUCUCGGCCGAGAUUGAGGAGAACGGCGUUCGUCUCAAGCUUACCGUCGUCGACACGCCCGGUUUCGGUGACUACGUGAACAACGAGGAGUGCUGGAAGCCCAUUGUCGACAACAUUGAGGCCCGUUACGAUGCCUACCUUGAGCAGGAGAACCGUGUCAACCGCCUCAAGAUGACCGACAACCGUGUUCACGCGUGCAUCUACUUUAUCCAGCCCACUGGCCACGCCCUCAAGCCCAUUGACAUCGAGUUCCUCAAGCGCCUGCACACCAAGGUCAACCUCAUCCCCGUCAUUGCCAAGGCCGACACGCUCACCGAGGAGGAGGUCGAGCUCUUCAAGCAGCGCGUUCUCGCCGACAUUGAGUACCACGGCAUCCGCAUCUUCCAGCCCCCCUCGUACGAGAAGGACGACGAGGAGACUGCCCAGGAGAACGACGAGAUCAUCAGCAAGAUUCCCUUUGCUGUUGUCGGUUCCGACAGCGUCGUCCAGGCGCCCGACGGACGCCACGUUCGUGGCCGUUCGUACCCAUGGGGUGUCAUCGAGGUCGACAACGAGCAGCACUGCGACUUUGUCAAGCUCAGGCAGAUGCUCGUCCGCACGCACAUGGAGGAGCUCCGUGAGCACACCAACGACGUGCUGUACGAGAACUACCGAACGGACAAGCUCCGUGCCAUGGGUGUCGCCCAGGACGAGAGCGUGUUCAAGGAGACGAACCCCGCUGUCAAGCAGGCCGAGGAGCGCGCCAUGCACGAGGCCAAGCUCGCCAAGAUGGAGGCCGAGAUGAAGAUGGUCUUCCAGCAGAAGGUGCAGGAGAAGGAGCAGAAGCUCAAGCAGUCCGAGGAGGAGCUCUACGCUCGUCACCGCGAGAUGAAGGAGGCACUCGAGAAGCAGCGCCUCGAGCUCGAAGACAAGAAGCGGCGUAUCGAGAGCGGCCGUCCUCUGACCCCCGAGAAGGGCUCCAAAAAGCGGUUCGGCCUUGGCAAGUAAGCGAGCGCCGUUCGUGUACGGCGGCGGCUCGCGCCUGCCACUCCCCUCUCCCGCCUAGUCUGUGUUUGUCCGCUUCCUCUCCCCGUUACCCCGCGCGCGCCAUCUUGUUGCCUAGUGGUGGUGCUUAUAGUUGGCGCCUCGACACCUUUUCUUUUUCUCCAAAGUACUUGUUUGAUACCCUGGGCCAACUGCGACCAACCCAAUCGCAUCUAACGACCCCUUUACUCUACCUAUGAACCCCGGACUGGUGUAGCUGGUCGGAAUGCACAUAUGACGAUUGA
Molecule: messenger RNA, 1904 nt
Organism: Vanrija pseudolonga
Lineage: Eukaryota; Fungi; Basidiomycota; Tremellomycetes; Trichosporonales; Trichosporonaceae
Gene: CDC3
Product: Cell division control protein 3
Exons: 7
Coding region: 178-1623 (481 amino acids)
Biological process (GO): intracellular protein localization; cytoskeleton-dependent cytokinesis
Cellular component (GO): septin ring; cytosol; microtubule cytoskeleton
Molecular function (GO): GTPase activity; molecular adaptor activity; GTP binding
Source: RefSeq, a predicted model, not a curated record